AUGAUAAUGUUUGUUUUAUUUCUUGGGCUAUGUUUUGUUUUGGGUGGGCUGGCAGUUGCAUCCAAUCCUUCUCCUUAUUAUGGGGUGGUGGGUUUGGUUUUAGCCUCUAUUGCGGGGUGUGGGUGGUUGGCGAGUUUAGGGGUUUCUUUCAUUUCUUUGGUGUUGGUUAUAGUAUAUUUAGGUGGAAUGUUGGUGGUGUUUGUUUAUUCUGUAUCUCUGGCAGCGGACCCUUAUCCUGAGGCUUGGGGUGAUUGGGGUGUUGUGGGUUAUGGUGUCGGUAUGGGUUUGGUGGUUGGGGUGGGUGUUGUUUUAGGGGGGGUGUCAGGGGUGGUGGAUGUGGGGACGGUUAAUAAUGUAGGUUUAGGGUCUGUUCGGUCGGAUUUUGUUGGGGUAGCUGCGUUUUAUUCGCGGGGGGUUGGAUUUUUUCUGGUUGGAGGGUGAGGGUUGUUGUUGACGUUGUUUGUGGUUCUGGAGCUUGUGCGGGGAUUAUCUCGGGGGGCAAUUCGGGCUGUUUAG
This is a messenger RNA of Poecile atricapillus (Black-capped chickadee), 516 nucleotides long. NCBI's taxonomy places the organism in Eukaryota, Metazoa, Chordata, Aves, Passeriformes, Paridae. The record is from the annotation of a RefSeq genome assembly.